Molecule: messenger RNA, 2452 nt
Organism: Erigeron canadensis
Lineage: Eukaryota; Viridiplantae; Streptophyta; Magnoliopsida; Asterales; Asteraceae
Product: phenylalanine ammonia-lyase-like
Exons: 2
Coding region: 106-2247 (713 amino acids)
Biological process (GO): L-phenylalanine catabolic process
Cellular component (GO): cytoplasm
Molecular function (GO): ammonia-lyase activity
Source: RefSeq, a predicted model, not a curated record
AAAACCAUUCCGAUCCUUUUUCCUUGCUAUUCUCUCUUUCUUUCUUUACACAAAAACAAAUAACAAACAAAUAUUUGUGUCUUUUUUUUUGUUGUUCCAAGGAAAAUGGGGAGUCUAACAGUUGAAAAUGUGCAACAAAAUGGUGUCAGUGACGUGUUAUGUGUGAAGGGUGAUCCAUUGAGCUGGGGUGUGGCUGCAGAGGCUUUGACAGGGAGUCAUCUUGAUGAGGUCAAAAGAAUGGUGGCUGAGUUUAGGAAGCCAUUGGUGAAGUUGGGUGGUGAGACACUGACCGUGUCUCAAGUGGCUGGGAUCGCGGCUAGUGAUCAAGUGAAAGUGGAGCUGUCUGAGUCAGCCAGGGCUGGAGUGAAGGCUAGUAGUGAUUGGGUGAUGGAGAGCAUGAAUAAAGGGACUGAUAGUUAUGGUGUUACUACUGGCUUUGGUGCCACUUCUCACCGCAGGACUAACCAAGGUGGUGCUCUUCAAAAGGAACUCAUCAGGUUUUUGAAUUCCGGAAUCUUUGGGCAUGGCACUGAAUCAAGCCACACACUUCCACAUUCAGCAACAAGAGCUGCUAUGCUAGUAAGAAUCAAUACCCUUCUCCAAGGGUACUCUGGCAUCCGUUUCGAGAUCUUGGAAGCUGUCACCAAGCUUCUCAACGCCAAUGUCACCCCUUGUUUGCCCCUUCGUGGGACCAUUACUGCUUCGGGAGAUCUGGUACCGUUGUCCUACAUUGCUGGACUUCUCACAGGCCGUCCCAACUCCAAAGCCAUGGGACCGAAUGGACAAAUUCUCAAUGCCGAAAAGGCUUUUAACGUAGCUGGUGUUGAUGGUGGGUUCUUUGAGCUACAACCUAAAGAAGGUCUAGCACUUGUUAAUGGUACUGCAGUAGGAUCAGGCAUGGCUUCUACGGUCCUUUUUGAGGCAAAUGUGCUUGCAUUGUUAUCAGAAGUCUUGUCUGCCAUUUUUGCAGAGGUUAUGCAGGGGAAGCCCGAGUUUACUGACCACUUGACACACAAACUAAAGCAUCAUCCAGGGCAGAUUGAGGCUGCAGCUAUUAUGGAGUACAUUUUAGAUGGAAGUGAUUAUGUUAAGGCUGCACAAAAGGUUCAUGAAAUGGACCCUUUGCAGAAGCCAAAACAGGACCGUUAUGCUCUAAGGACAUCACCCCAAUGGCUAGGUCCACAAAUUGAGGUCAUCCGGUCAUCAACUAAAAUGAUUGAAAGAGAGAUCAAUUCUGUCAAUGACAACCCUUUGAUUGAUGUCUUAAGGAACAAGGCUAUACAUGGUGGUAACUUCCAAGGAACCCCAAUUGGUGUCUCCAUGGAUAACACACGUUUGGCCAUCGCUGCAAUUGGGAAACUCAUGUUUGCCCAAUUCUCUGAGCUUGUGAAUGACUUUUACAACAACGGAUUGCCCUCAAAUCUCUCAGGUGGCCGGAAUCCUAGCUUGGACUAUGGGUUCAAAGGCGGAGAGAUCGCAAUGGCCUCAUAUUGCUCAGAACUCCAGUUUCUAGCGAAUCCAGUCACUAACCAUGUCCAAAGUGCUGAACAACACAAUCAAGACGUGAACUCUCUAGGAUUGAUUUCUGCAAGGAAAACAGCUGAAGCUGUUGACAUCUUAAAGCUCAUGUCUUCUACAUACUUGGUGGGUCUAUGCCAAGCCAUCGAUCUCCGACACUUAGAGGAGAACUUGAAAGCCGUUGUUAAGAAUACCGUUAGCCAUGCAGCCAAAAAGGUCCUAACUACGGGUGUAAAUGGUGAGCUCCACCCUUCCAGAUUCUGCGAAAAAGACUUGCUUCGAGUAGUGGACAGAGAAUAUGUCUUUGCAUACAUUGACGACCCUUGCCUAGCCACAUAUCCAUUAAUGCAAAAGCUUAGACAAGUCCUUGUUGACCAUGCAUUAGACAAUGGAGAGAAUGAGAAAGAUGCAGGCUCUUCAAUCUUCCAAAAGAUUGGAGCUUUUGAAAAUGAAAUAAAAACCGUGUUACCAAAGGAGGUGGAUAGUGUAAGAAGCGCCUUUGAGAACGAUAGUCUGACUAUCCCAAACAGGAUUGAGGCUUGCAGGUCCUACCCAUUGUAUAGGUUCGUGAGGGAAGGACUGGGAGCAGAGUAUUUGACAGGGGAGAAGGUUACUUCACCGGGAGAGGAAUUCGACAAAGUUUUUACAGCAAUAUGCAAAGGGAAAAUAAUCGAUCCAUUGUUGGAGUGUCUUGAAGGCUGGAAUGGUGUUCCACUUCCAAUUUCUUAGGUUUAUUAAACUCGUCCGAGUCUGUCGUUUAUUCAAGUUCCUUUAUUAAGUCCCUUCUUGAUAGUGUGUCCUGUUUCUUCAUAAUUUGAAUGAUACUUUUAGCAUUUAUGAAAGGUAGAGGAGCUACAGGUUUAACAUUUGAAAGUUUUAGUGAAUGUUUCAUUUCAUUUAUUAUUAAUUUAAAUAUGAACUUAUGUUUAUUAAA